AUGGAUUCCUCUGAAAGCAAAGAUGUCCAAGUGGAUGAAGAAAAACGAGCGGUACCACAGGCAACUGUCGGUGUAGUCAUCGACGUGGCGGCCGACAAGAAGACCAAGCAAUCUUCGAAGGAAAAAGAACGUCAAAUUCAAAACAGCGGUAGCUCAGACGACAGCGAUGCAGAUUCCGAAUCGGAAGAUAGUGACGAGGAUGAGAAGGCCAAGCGGAAGAGGAAGAAGAAGCUAGCUGCUAAACGCGCUGCGGCCAAGGCGAAGCAGAAGGCCAAGGCGAAAAGUAGAAAAGGGAAGGGUAAGAAACACGACUCUGCGGAUGAAGAGUCGAGUGACAUGUCCUCAGAUCAGGGCUCGCAAUCGGACCUUGAUAAAAAGAAGAGAAGGAAGCGAAAGGAUUUGCGAGCCAAGGCUAAGAAAAAGGGCAAAAGCUACGAUAGUUCGAGCGGCGACAGCAACUCUGACUUGCCUUCGAGCACAACCAGUAGCAGUUCAGACUCUGACAAUAAGAAGUCAAAGCACAAGCGUGAAAAGGCCAAGCAAAAGAACAAGAAGUCGAAGAUCUCAGACGACUCAUCCUCGUCAUCCAGUGACUCAUCAACGGAAGAAGACGCUGUAGAAACGACUACCGAGGCAGCUCUUCUAUCUGCUGUAGAGGAAGAUAUCGAGACACAGGUUACAAACGUGAACAAUUUGCUCAACGCCCUCAAACUCAAACAGGCGACUGAUGCUGCUGCCGCCGCAGCCGCCGCCGUCACAACUACACUGCUUCCCAAGGCAGUGAAGAAGAACGCCCACGAGUUCAAGCGUAUCAACCAAGUCUGGGACACACAAAUCCACGAUUACAAGCUGGUCGAGAGCACGACUGAGCAGAAAGAUGAAUUUGACUGUGUGUUCACCGUGCGACGACGUUUUGACUGGGAUGGCAAACACCGCGAGACACAAGUCGACAUCAAGUCGAAGGUUCUCCGAAACGUACUCCAGGAAGUGCUGAAAGAAUGCAAGAGCAUCAGCUUAGUUGAGGAGACGCCACAUAUUGACCCUCACACCCUCUUCCACUACUACGACGAGCUGGAGGCACAUGUCAAGAAGACGUUGAAACCGAAGCUCAAGCGUGCAAAAAGGUCGAAGGAGAAAAAGCAGCUUAAGCAACAAAUUGCUCAGUGCAAGCUUCUCCUGGGCUACAUCGACGAGGACUAUGCUAAAACGCGAAAGGCAUUGAAGCCUAUGCUCAAAGCGGGAACGAUCACCUAUGACCUAUGCUGGGCACUGUUCAAACCAAACACGAUUGCAUUCACGCCUACCUACGGUAACAAAGACGAUGCGCGGUGCUUUAAAGUCGACUUUGCGUACGAGUAUGAGAGUUGGCUGAGUGGUGCAAAGUCGUGGUAUGUCAACGGUCGGUAUCUGGAAUAUGACGGUAAGGUCUUUGGGCUGGGCGACCACGAAGUGCAGAUUCCAGCGUUCAAGGGCCACAAGAAGAUUACCAGUCUGGCAGCAUAUCCACUGAAGUAUCACAGAGACCCUGAGGGCAUCAAGAAGCGACUCAUUGAACGGGGUAUAAAAUUUGUCGGUCUACAAGGCAUGAAUUACCGCCUGCAGAAAGGCAUUGCAUACCAGAAGGUGAAGAACACAAUCGCCAAAUUCAACAUCAAUGGCCGCGUCAUGGUCGAUCCAGCUAUCUUCCGGCGGAUCAAUCCUAACUAUCCGCUCUCAUACAUCAAGCAAGAUGAACUAAAGCAGGAUGAUGAAAACGACAAGGACGAGGAUGAAGAUGAUGACGAGGAUGAUUGUUGCUGCGCAGGCUCAGACGAGAAUGAGGGCUCCGAUACGGAGAAAGACAAACUGCGCACCGUCAUGUGGAAAGACCACAAAGGCAAGAGACAUCCUAUUCGUGUCCUUCAGAGCACAAUAGAUCAGGAGACUGGCGCAAAUGCCGCCUCGAAACUCGACGACGAAAAUGACACGUCAGACAAGAACCAUGUUUUCACUGAAGAAGAGCUUCUCAUCGCCUCUCCUGUCGUGCUUGGCUUUGCCUUCUCCGAAAAGCUCUGGCUCGAGAUCUCCCUCUCUGGCAUCGAAGAGAUCAACUGGAAUGCGGAAGCUUUCGACUCUCUGGUUUUGCCAGAUCGCAUCAAACAGAAUCUGAAGGGCCUUGUUUCGUCGCAUCGCUUCAACGCCGCGAGAACGAUCGACGACGUCAUCCAAGGCAAAGGCAAGGGCUUGAAUGUUGUACUUCAUGGUCCACCCGGUGUUGGCAAGACACUGACCGGCGAGUCCAUCGCGGAGUACCUCAAGUGUCCUCUCUACUCUGUUUCAGCCGGUGAACUUGGCACCAACAGCCGCUCCCUAGAAACUGACCUAAAUCGUAUCAUGGACGUCACACACUCCUGGGGUGCCAUUCUUCUCCUCGAUGAAGCUGACGUAUUUCUCGAGGCGCGACAACCUCACGACAUCCAUCGCAAUAGUUUGGUAUCGGUCUUCCUCCGAUUGACGGAAUACUACCAAGGUAUCCUGUUCUUGACAACGAACCGCGUAGAGACGUUCGACGAAGCGUUCCAGAGCCGCAUUCACAUGGGCAUCCGGUACGAGAAUCUGCAACCCAAGGCGAGGAAGAAGAUCUGGCAGCACCAUGUGGGUAAAGUGGAGGCGAUGAGCGCCAAAGAGGAGAAGAGUGAAAGUGUGGUGAAGCCAUUCAAGGAGGUUGACUUUGACGAGCUGAGUAAGCGAAACAUGAAUGGACGACAGAUCAAAAAUACCGUCAAAACGAGUCAAUCAAUCGCGCUUUCCGAGAAAGAAAAGUUCAGUAUGCAGCACAUCAAACGCGUGCUCGAGGUCGCCGAGGCCUUUGAAGACGAUAUGCGAGGCGGAAAGGGCUAUCGCGACGCGAUGAGACAGUACAUGUAG
Molecule: messenger RNA, 2907 nt
Organism: Dothidotthia symphoricarpi CBS 119687
Lineage: Eukaryota; Fungi; Ascomycota; Dothideomycetes; Pleosporales; Dothidotthiaceae
Product: P-loop containing nucleoside triphosphate hydrolase protein
Exons: 3
Coding region: 1-2907 (968 amino acids)
Molecular function (GO): ATP binding; ATP hydrolysis activity
Source: RefSeq, a predicted model, not a curated record